Molecule: messenger RNA, 1385 nt
Organism: Phytophthora nicotianae INRA-310
Lineage: Eukaryota; Oomycota; Peronosporomycetes; Peronosporales; Peronosporaceae
Exons: 1
Coding region: 1-1335 (444 amino acids)
Source: RefSeq, a predicted model, not a curated record
AUGGCGGACGUGACUCCACUACGACGAGCUCGAACGCUUCAGCCUCUUUCAGAACAGCGACGUGACCGAGCAAGACCUGCGAGUAUGCGAGAGAAAAUUGGAGUGAGAUGGCACAAGUCACUCCUAGCUCGUUCGUCUGCCAAGACUCCCGAACCUCCAAUGGCGAGACCCAAAGUGAGACUUCGCGACGGUGACGUGGAGGCGUUCCGCAACUUGGCACACAGUGUGAUCUCUCGAACUUUGGCUCAUGAGUGCGAGUACCGACGUCAAGGUUGCCCAGAACCCGACGCACAGGAAUGGAAACUAGUGAAGCGACACAACGGACUCCGCGUGUACAAAUGCAAGAUGCAGCCAGAGUUCCAGCCGUCACUGAGUCAGGAGAACGCACUAGCACGAGCGCCGACUGCGGUUUGUGUAGGCACCAUUGACGGCUCGCUCAAGGACGUUCUCUAUGGUCUCCAUACCAAGACCCGCAGGGAGAUGCACGUGACCAACACGUUUAUGAACAAAGGACAUCUCGAGUGUGCUGUGUUGUCUGUGAUCGAGCGUGGAUCAGACCGUGAUCCGUUCAAGCAACUCGCACUAAAGUGGAUCCUCGCACAGAAUUUCGGAGACGUGAAAAGUGGCAAUUACCAUGACGUGUGUACUAUCGAGUCGAUGGGCACAGGAGUAGACGGUCGAGGCGACAACUUCGGCUACCGAUUGAUCAAAAGUGUCGAUCUAGCGGAAUACCCGCAGUUGUCCACCAGCAACGACGUCGUGCGCGCUAGAAUGACGAUGUGCUGCAUCUUUCGACAAGACGCCAACUCACGCACUGUGCGUGUUUAUUCCAAAGGAAUGCUCGACAUGGGGGAAGAUAUUCCGUCCUUCGUGCCAAAUAGCGACGCUACCAGCACGAUGAUGCUGUCCAUUGCCAGUGCGACGGAGAUCGCAGAGGCCAAACGACUGACUCUACUUGCUCUACAACGUGCCGAGUACAGUGCUUGUCACUCUCAGCGAACAUGCGAGCCUGAGGACUCUUCGCGCGAGACGGAGGCGACGAUCACCUCUCCACAACCAGCUGAGGGUAUGAAUUUGCACGAAUCAUUCCUACAGAAAAUGCCUUCGGAUCCGUGUUCCGUGUGUGGGAAGAACCCGACGAUGUCCAAGUUUGUUCGGGCCUCGCAUCGCUCCUGCGGAGUCUGCAAACAUCCCGUGUGUCAUAAAUGCCAUGUCAAACGCAGAUUGUUCGCUCGAUCGGACGCAGUCGUCGUCGCUUGCUGUAAGAUCUGCAUCAUUGCGUCCAAGCGACUGCGCAUAGAUCCACGUGAUCCCUGUCCGAUGCUAUCGGCAUAAAUGACGAUAGUUUUCCAUAGGUUAGUAUGAACAUUAUCAUUUUGCACUAG